Messenger RNA from Acipenser ruthenus (sterlet), 1527 nucleotides. RefSeq lists its product as uncharacterized. The coding region runs from base 56 to 1519 and encodes 487 amino acids. NCBI's taxonomy places the organism in Eukaryota, Metazoa, Chordata, Actinopteri, Acipenseriformes, Acipenseridae. The transcript has 7 exons. The record is from RefSeq and is a predicted model, not a curated record.
GCCGGAUCGUCAGACAGUCAUUUACUCUUUCAUCAGGCUAGAGCCUGAGACAGUGAUGGACACGGAAAAAAACUGCUCUGUUCGCCAGCAUACCACGGAUAAAACACCCGUAAAGUUAAAUUGUCCAUUGGAGGGCUGCCCUGCCAGAAAUAUUGCCCGACUGGAUCGACACUUGCACAGGAUUCACGAUAUUCAGAUAGUCAACCCAGAGUAUGCUGCACUCAUGUCCAAGGCUAAAGCUACAGUUGACCGAAGGUCCACAAGCAAUGUCACUGAUAAUUGGAUGCAGGAGGAGCCGGAGGAAAGACAUAAGUCGACCGAGAAAACGCAUACUCUCAGUUCAGACCCGGGUGUUCACCAAGAGUCGGCUCCGCUGACUUUAAUGCCCUCGGGAAGGGAGCCAGCAUGUACAAAAACGCUGCCGACUGUCACAGGGCUGCGACGACAGCUACGAGCCACAGAGGACACCUCGGCAGCUACUGGGACUGGCUCGGUACGCCCAGAGAGUAGCACAUCUUGUAGCGGCACAUACCUGUCGCUGUCCUCGACAUCUGAAGAUGAUGAUUCCUCCUCCUCCUCCUCCUAUACAGAGCAUGGACCUUCAAGCCCCGAGCCAAGAAGCCACCGUGACUCCAAAGCGCUUCAGCUGUACCGAGCGUUUCUGUCAGGACCGCUACCCACUGCAAAGGGCCGGGACAACACGAAACAGGCGGUUCAGCAUAUCCAACUAUUCUUGCAACACAUGGCCAGGUUACCAGAGGGGCCAGUCAGGAACGACUUGCGGUUCUUGCGCCACGCCUCACGGAGCCAGUCGUGGUUCGAUGAGUUGAUGAGAUCAGGAUUGAAACCUACCACGGUCCACAGUUACCUACAGGACGUACUUUCUUUCCUGCGGUACCUGCAUGAGGCUGACUUAAGCCACGUAAAACUUUCUGAACGGAACAUACGCUCGUUAAUGUUCCUCCUCAAAUCAUUCAGAAUGCAGGGGAAAAGGCAACUCUCGCUGCACCGUCAAUUGGUACAAGACCAUGGGCAAGAGCGGCUCAUCCCUAAAAACAAGCUCCAGUGCUUUAACCAGCAAUGCGAGACGGCGAUACCUGAACUACUUGAUCUCUGCGAGUCGGCACCUUCCAACGCCUGCACCCUGGUCGGCCUUCUGUGCGGGAGGCUGUUGUUGCACAAUGGUCAUCGUAGGGGGGUCGUAAUGAAUAUGAGUCUGCUUGACUUUGACGGUGCCAAAGCCUACACGGGGGAGUUCCACAUCAGCACUUGGGCAACUCAUAACGAAGUUAACAAAACUGCAGUUUCGAGACACAUGGCGCACAGCCUGAGAACACAGGAGAGCUUCUACGUCCAUGACCAAGCCCCGGCUGACCACCAACGAGCAAGACGCCUCAUCGGGGAGAGCCUGGAGCUUACCGACAGCCUGCCGCCCCUGGUCGCUCACUCUGCCUCCACAGAGGACACCUGUUUAAAUGCACCGUCUCAGGAUCUGUCUGAUUUUAAUAAAGUGCUUUAGACUCAAAA